AUGCUGAACAGUUUUGAUUCUUGCAUUAAGACCGCGUCUUCUGGCGUUUUUGAAGGCAUAACUGUCAAUUUAGGCCUCUGGGAUACAGCUGGUACAGAGCUUAUAUUGCUAGUAUGUGCUACUGACGACCAUGAUGAUGUUAAGUGCUCAACUUACUUUAUCCAUUGGAACAUCCGUGUAUUCUGUCGGGUGAGGCCGUUGUUACACGAUGAAAGUCGUAGCACAGAAGACAAGAUAUUCAGUUAUCCAACACCGAUGGAAGCUUCGGGACGACAAAUUGACCUAGCCCAAAAUGGCCAGAAACAUUCUUUCACAUUUGAUAAAGUUUUUAUACCAGAAGUAUCACAAGAAGAAGUUUUUGUAGAAAUUUCACAGCUUGUACAAAGUGCUCUUGAUGGUUAUAAGGUUUGCAUCUUUGCCUAUGGUCAAACCGGAUCAGGGAAAACCUAUACAAUGAUGGGAAGACCUGGACAUCCGGAGGAAAAGGGACUGAUACCUCGUUCGUUAGAACAAAUAUUUCAAACCAAACAGUCUCAGCAACCUCAAGGCUGGAAAUACGAAAUGCAGGUGUCAAUGUUGGAAAUAUACAACGAAACCAUUCGUGAUCUGAUGUCCACAAACAGAUCAUCAUCAGAAAAUGGCACUCCUGGAAAGCAACAUACAAUCAAACAUGAUGCAAGUGGAAAUACACAAGUUUCCGAUCUUACAGUAGUGGAUGUUCACAGUGCGAAAGAAGUCGCAUUUCUAUUAAAUCAAGCUGCAAAUAGCAGAUCUGUGGGAAAGACUCAGAUGAAUGAACAAUCAUCAAGAAGCCACUUCGUGUUUACUCUUCGAAUAUGCGGUGUAAAUGAGAGCACUGACCAACAAGUACAAGGUGUUCUGAAUCUAAUUGACCUUGCUGGUAGCGAGCGUCUCUCGAAGAAGCUUCCCGGUUAUUUUAUGGAAUGGAUUAAUCUCAAAGAAUUGGAGUUUAUAUGUUGGUUGUGUUACUAUGUAGGCUUUGCUAAAUUUAAUUGA
Molecule: messenger RNA, 1017 nt
Organism: Vicia faba (fava bean)
Lineage: Eukaryota; Viridiplantae; Streptophyta; Magnoliopsida; Fabales; Fabaceae
Source: the annotation of a GenBank genome assembly